AUGUUGAACAGACUUGCCCGUGCCUCUCGUGGUAUUCAUCAUCAAAUUUCCACUCCUCUCAUCAUCAACCAAACUAGAUUCUACAGUAACUCUCCAUCCUAUCCAAAGAAUGUCAUUGAACAAAAGGUCAUCGAAAUUCUUACUAAACACGAUAAUAUAAAAACAACACCAACAGGUACUUCUCAUUUAGUGAAAGAUUUAGGUUUGGAUUCUUUGGACUCUGCUGAAAUUAUUCAUGAAGUUGAAAAUGAAUUUGUUCUUGAAAUUAAUGAUGACGUUGCUUUCCAACUUCAAUCUGUCCCACAAAUUGUUGAAUUCGUAUACAAGGAAACUCAUCAUCAUUAA
Molecule: messenger RNA, 345 nt
Organism: Naegleria gruberi
Lineage: Eukaryota; Heterolobosea; Eutetramitea; Acrasida; Naegleriidae
Exons: 1
Coding region: 1-345 (114 amino acids)
Biological process (GO): fatty acid biosynthetic process
Cellular component (GO): mitochondrion
Molecular function (GO): acyl binding; acyl carrier activity
Source: RefSeq, a predicted model, not a curated record